This is a messenger RNA of Sus scrofa (pig), 3105 nucleotides long. NCBI's taxonomy places the organism in Eukaryota, Metazoa, Chordata, Mammalia, Artiodactyla, Suidae. The record is from RefSeq and is a predicted model, not a curated record.
GCCAGAGCAAAGUCCAAGUAUUUAUCACAAGGUGUCUUUGCUAAAAUCUGUUCACUUGCAGCAAUGAUUUGGACAAGAUCUCCUUGCAUUCUCUCUUUCAUCUUGUUUUUUGCCCAUAUAGCUGCUGUAUCGAUUAAACAUCUUUCCAAAGGAAAUGUACAUGAUGGAGAUUUUGAUGAACAGAAGGAUAUUACAGAGAUCAACUUAGAGUCCCUCUCCUGGCCCAUCAUAUGAACAACAUCAAACUAGCAACUAUUUGCCUAGGACUCAGAAAAGAGUGUAAAGUGUCUCCGUUUCAACAUCUUGACCACACACAUAUGCCAUGAAGACAUCCGUCAGUCUCACCCAUCACUGAGAGAAGAAGAUGCCAUAUGCAGGCUUGGACCUCUUUCAAGGGGACAUCCUCCUGCAGAAUUCCAGAAAUGGCCUGAGAGACCCCAACACCAGAUGGAAGUUCCCCAUACCGUAUAUUCUGGCCAACAAUCUGGCGCUGAAUGCCAAAGGGGCCAUUCUCUAUGCCUUUGAAAUGUUCCGCCUCAAGUCCUGUGUAGAUUUCAAGCCUUAUGAAGGAGAGAGCUCGUAUAUCAUCUUUCAGAAGUUUGACGGAUGCUGGUCUGAGGUUGGUGACCAACACGUUGGACAGAACCUUUCCAUUGGCCAAGGAUGUGACUAUAAGGCCAUCAUUGAACAUGAGAUCCUGCAUGCUUUGGGGUUUUACCAUGAGCAGUCAAGGACCGACCGGGAUGAUUAUGUGAACAUCUGGUGGGAUGAAAUUCUUCCAGGUUACCAGCAUAACUUUAACACCUACGAUGACAACUUCAUCACAGACCUCAACACACCUUAUGAUUACGAGUCUCUGAUGCACUAUGGGCCUUUCUCAUUUAACAAGAAUGACAGUGUUCCUACCAUCACAACCAAGAUCCCUGAGUUUAACACCAUCAUCGGGCAGCGCCUGGACUUCAGUGAGGUUGAUUUGGAGAGGCUGAACCGAAUGUACAACUGCACCACAACUCACACCUUUUUGGACCACUGUGCUUUUGAGAAGGCAAACAUCUGUGGGAUGAUUCAGGGUACCAGAGAUGAUGCUGACUGGGUCCAUGAAGACAGCGCCCAGCCUGGACAAGUGGAUCACACCUUGGGGGGACAAUGCACAGGUGCUGGCUACUUCAUGCACUUCGACACCAGCUCGGGGGCAGUGGAGGAGGCAGCCCUGCUGGAGUCUCGGAUUCUUUACCCCAAGAGGAAGCAGCAAUGCCUACAGUUUUUCUAUAAGAUGACAGGGAGCUCUUCAGACAGACUUGUCGUCUGGGUCAGGAGGGACGACGGCACAGGCAACGUUCGCAAGCUGGUCAAGAUGAAGACCUUUCAAGGAGAUUUUGACCAAAAUUGGAAAAUUGCUCAUGUUCCACUCAGAGAAGAAAAGAAGUUUCGCUACCUUUUCCAGGGCACGAAAGGUGAUCCCCAGAACUCAAAUGGGGGCAUUUACCUGGAUGAUGUCACUUUGACGGAAACCCCAUGCCCCACGGGUGUUUGGACAGUCCGGAAUUUCUCCCAGGUCCUGCAGGACACCGUUCAGGGGGACAAGCUCCAGAGCCCUCGAUUCUAUAGCUCAGAGGGCUACGGCUUGGGGCUGACCUUAUACCCUCAUGGUGGCAUGAACUCCGAGCACUCUGAGUACGUGGGACUUGCCUUUCACCUGUGCAGUGGAGAGAAUGACGCGGUCCUGGAGUGGCCCGUGGAAAACAGGCAGGUGAUCAUGACGAUACUGGACCAGGAACCGGAUGUCAGGAAGAGAAUGUCCUCAAGCAUGGUGUUCACUACCUCCAAGUCCCAGACCUCAGCGGCAAUAAACGGCUCAGUCAUUUGGGACCGGCCGUCCAUCGUGGGAUCCUAUCAUAACAGCUGUGAUUGUUUUAGAACCAUCGACUGGGGCUGGAGUGGUGUCAUCUCUCACCAGAUGCUGAAAAGGAAGAGUUUCCUUAAAAACAAUGACCUUAUCCUGUUUGUGGACUUUGAAGAUAUCACCCAUCUUAACCAGACUGAAGUUGACGUUAAAGACAGCAGGCUGACCCCCCGCGGCCUUAUUCUCCAAGGCCAGGAGCAGCAGGUCUCUGAAGAAGCUUCCAGAAAGGCCUCCUUAGAGAAAGCCCUCCUGGAGAGCCCGGCCCAGGGGCAUUCCGGACGACAGAAGCGGUCGGUGGACAACACAGGCCCCCUGGAGGACCCCACCUGGCCGCAGUACUUCAGAGACCCCUGUGACCCGAACCCUUGCCAAAAUGAAGGCAUCUGCGUGAACGUGAAGGGGAUGGCGAGCUGCAGGUGCGUUUCCAGUCGUGCCUUCUUCUACACGGGGGAGCGAUGCCAGGCCAUGCAGGUGCACGGCAGCAUCCUGGGCCUGAUGCUCGGUGGCGCAGCCAGCCUGAUCUUGAGCUUCACCAUCGUCUCCAUCCUUCACCAAAGGCCAAGGCAGUGAUGCAGAUGUCGGCCAGACCAGCGGAAAUGCCUCCUCCGCUCAGAACUUCCCUUCCCAGACUCAGCACAGUUUCGGGUGUCUUUUUUACCAGCCUUGCUUUGCCUCCAGCCUCCUGUGUGACCCUUCUGGUUCUCCUGCCACCUAUGCCCAGGUAACAGGUUCUAUUACCCUGCUCUGUGCUCCAUAUGUAUCUAGAGUGUCCUGCGAGGAAACUCAUUCCACUUCGCCACAUACCCCUUGUUUAAGAGACUGUCUUUCCUGUAGACUGUAAGCUCCCUGCAGGCAGACCCUCCUUUACUGUGUUAGCCCAAUGCCAGGGAGCCUGCCUGGCCUGACCCACACAGUCCUUCAGUAAAAUGCAUGAAUGAACUAGCAAUUGAAUGAAUAACUAAGAUAUAGAAAUUCUCUCAUUUUUACUGCAGAUAAGACAUAUAUAAGCACAGGUAUACAUCAUUUGUCCUAGAACCAAAUACUCAAAUAUCUGUUUUCCACCAGACACGACAGCAUUAUUACUCUUUUAGGGUCGUGUGUUAAAGGAUUUUUAAAUAGAGUCCUCCUGGCAGGAGCAUUUGCCUUCCUCCUCUGAUUCUAAGGAAAAGUCUUUAAUACAUUCAAUAAAUAUUUUGUCAGUA